Exophiala bonariae is the source of this 3015-nucleotide messenger RNA. RefSeq lists its product as uncharacterized. NCBI's taxonomy places the organism in Eukaryota, Fungi, Ascomycota, Eurotiomycetes, Chaetothyriales, Herpotrichiellaceae. The transcript has a single exon. The coding region runs from base 1 to 3015 and encodes 1004 amino acids. The record is from RefSeq and is a predicted model, not a curated record. Gene Ontology annotation, molecular function: protein binding. Gene Ontology annotation, biological process: mRNA splicing, via spliceosome; spliceosomal tri-snRNP complex assembly. Gene Ontology annotation, cellular component: catalytic step 2 spliceosome; U4/U6 x U5 tri-snRNP complex.
AUGGCGUCCCGUCAAGACUUCCUCAACCAGCAGGCGCCCGAAAACUAUGUUGCUGGUCUCGGUCGAGGUGCGACAGGAUUCACCACCCGAUCAGAUCUAGGCCCUGCUCGCGAAGGCCCCAGUGCCGAACAGAUACAGGAAGCUCUUGCGAAACGAGCGCAGCAAUUAGGAGCCGCUCCGCCGACUGCCUACGGUGCCACAGAUAAAAAGAAGCCGGAACAAGAAGAGGAUGAUGAUGAACGAUUUCAAGACCCAGAGAACGAAGUAGGACUUUUCGCCUAUGGACAGUACGACAGAGAAGAUGAUGAAGCGGACCGAAUAUACCAAGAUGUAGAUGAGAAGAUGGAAAGACGCCGCAAGGCAAGAAGGUUAGUUUGCUCCCACCCCUAUGCAGCCCUUCCUCUCAUUCCCUCCGCCUCCAUCAUGGAAACCCGUGGUUUAUCUUUUCCACCUGUGUAUGAACAGAUUACCGACGUAAUUCCUUCGCCAAUCUCUAGGGAAGCACGAGAAAAAGAAGAGCAAGAGGAAUAUGAUCGAAACAAUCCGAAAAUCGCCCAACAGUUCGCCGAUCUCAAGAGAUCACUCGCCACAGUCUCUGACGAUGACUGGGCCAGUUUACCAGACCCGGGUGAUCUGACUGGUAAAAAUCGAAGAUCAAAACAGCUCUCGAAGCAAAGAUUCUAUGCCGUCCCCGACAGUGUAUUAGCCGGUGCCCGAGACUCGACCGAUUUCCAGACCAGUGUGCAGGAAGAUGGUGCUGAAGCAGCAUCAAGUGCUGACAACAAAGAUGGGACCAUCACUAAUUUCGCCGAUAUCGGUGCAGCCAGAGACAAAGUCCUUAAAGCUCGGCUAGAUAGAGCUGCUCAAGGAGAUGCAGGCAACGGCACAUCUACAACCAUCGAUCCUAAAGGAUACUUGACCAGUCUUGCUUCAACCGAACUCAAGUCGAGCGAGGUGGAAUUUGGCGAUGUCAAUCGAGUCAGAGUUCUCUUGGAGUCGGUCAUCAAGACGAAUCCGAAACACGCACCUGGAUGGAUCGCCAUUGCACGCUUGGAGGAAUAUGCUGGGAAGAUAGUUGCCGCACGGAAAUGGAUCGCCCAAGGAUGUGAACAAUGCCCGAAGAGUGAGGAUGCAUGGCUUGAGAACAUCCGACUUAACGACAAUCACAAUGCCAAAAUUAUUGCCGCCAACGGUAUCAAGAAUAAUGAAAGAUCAACACGACUAUGGAUUGAAGCCAUGCACCUGGAAUCUGAUCCUCGGGCCAAGAAGCGCGUUUUACGGCAAGCGAUUGAUCAUAUACCACAGUCUGUUGCGAUCUGGAAAGAGGCUGUCAAUUUGGAGGAGGAUGCCGAAGAUGCACGACUCUUGCUUGCAAAGGCGACGGAGAUCAUUCCCCUUUCUGUCGAGCUUUGGCUGGCACUAGCACGUCUGGAGACCCCAGAAAAUGCACAGGCAGUGCUGAACAAAGCAAGAAAAGCCGUCCCAACAAGCUACGAGAUUUGGAUUGCUGCAGCACGAUUACAAGAACAGAUUGGAAAUGCCAACAAAGUCAACAUUAUGAAUCGCGCGGUCAAAGCUCUUGUGAAGGAGGGUGCAAUGCCCAAGCGUGAGGAGUGGAUCACCGAGGCUGAAAAAUGCGAAGAGGAAGGUGCAGUUCUUACGGCCGGUGCUAUCAUUCGGGAAACUCUUGGCUGGUCGCUCGAUGAGGACGAUGAUCGCAAGGAGAUUUUCAAGGAUGAUGCCAAAGCUAGCAUUGGUCGAGGCCGGUAUGAGACGGCGAGAGCCAUCUAUGCCUACGCCUUGCGGGUUUUCCCGACCAGCAAGUCGUUGUGGCUGGCAGCAGCGGAUGUGGAACGAAAUCAUGGAACCAAGGAAGCACUCUGGCAGGUACUAGAAAAGGCAGUCGAAGCUUGCCCACAGUCAGAGGUGUUGUGGUUACAACUCGCGCGGCAGAAAUGGGAUGCCGGUGAGGUGGAUGAUGCCCGCCGUGUACUGGCCAAAGCCUUCAACCAGAAUCCCAAUAAUGAGGACAUCUGGCUCGCUGCAGUCAAACUAGAGGCGGACGCAAAACAGGUUGAACAUGCAAGAGAGCUACUUUCGACAGCCAGACAGGAAGCACCGACGGAACGAGUGUGGUACAAGAGUGCUACAUACGAAAGGCAACUUGGUAAUAUCGAUAUUGCAUUGGAUCUGGUCCUGCAAGGCCUAACUUCGACUGUGGUCAACAAGAAAGAAACUCGGUUCCCUCGCAGCGCAAAACUGUGGAUGAUGAAGGGUCAAAUCUACGAGGACAAAGGCAUGCUCCCACAGGCCCGGGAGGCAUAUUCUCAGGGAACAAGGGUAGUGCCCAAGUCAGUGUCGCUGUGGCUUCUCGCUGCACGACUCGAAGUCAAGGCUGGCGUUAUCAUCAAAGCUCGUUCUGUACUGGACAGAGCGCGAUUACAAAACCCGAAGAACGCCGAACUAUGGGUCGAAAGUGUACGAGUUGAGCUGAAUUCAAAUCCACCCAACGUGCAACAAGCCAAGGUGUUGAUGUCAAAGGGUUUACAAGAAUGCCCGAAGUCAGGAUUACUAUGGUCAGAAAACAUCUGGCGGCUACAGCCUCGAACGCAACGAAAGCCGCUAAGUCUGGAAGCCAUAAAAGCUGUCGACAACGACGCGAUACUGUUCGUGACGGUUGCAAGGAUAUUCUGGGGUGAGCGGAGAUUAGACAAGGCGAUGAAUUGGUUUGAGAAGGCUAUUGUGGUUGACAGUGACCUCGGUGAUGCAUGGGGUUGGUACCUGAAGUUCUUGUUGCAACACGGCACUGAUGUGAGUUCUCCUACGAUUGAUAUGAGUAUGACACGAUUACUGACUUUUGUCUGUCAACAGGAAAAACGAGAGGACGUCAUCUCCAAGUGUGUCGCUAAUGAACCUAAGCAUGGUGAGGUUUGGCAGAGGGUUAGGAAGGACCCAAAGAAUGCAUAUUUGACGAUAGAAGAGGUGCUGAAGGAAGUGACCAAGGAGUUACAAUGA